AGCAUCGUUAAGCCGACACCAUUUGCAUAAUUUGGCUGCCCAUUGACGGCCAUCUGUGCACUGUGGGAAGCAAAAACAUAAGCCUUGACCGCGGUACCAACCGCACUCCCGCCGACGCGAAAAAGGCAGCCAAAACACACCACACACUAAGCACCACAAAAGGCAGCAAACCAUGAUGCGCCCCCCGACCGCCCGCAAGCCCCUGAAAGCACGCCAGCCGCCGCGAGGGCGCAAGCCCGCGACGACGAAGGCGCUGCAGGAGUCGCAAACCACAAAAGAUGUCCGCGCGCUCAUCGACCGCGUCCGCGCCGCGCACGGCGUCAGGGCCCCGCCGGCCGAGAAGCGCGGCGGCCGCCCGGCGGGCGCACCCAACGCGCGAAAGCGGCCGCCGAGCCCGCCGCCGCCGCCGCCCAAGCCCCAGCAACCACCGCCGCCCGCGCCGAGCGCCGCGGACUUGGACGCGCGCGAGCGCGAGAUCGCGGCCGAGCACGAGGCUCUCGAAAGGCAGAUGGCUCAAGUCAGACGGCAGCGCGCGGCGCUCACUUUACAAAGACGCGAGCGCGAGCUGCGCGACGAGGCGGCGGCGACGCUUUCGAGAAGGCGGGCGCAGCUCGACGCGAGGGUCGAGCGCGACGUCGAAAACUUGCGGCGGGACCUCGCGGACCGCGAGGCGGCGCUGGGGAGGCGGCGCGCCGACAUCAAGCGCGAGAUGGACGCGUUGGUGCUCAAAUACGAGGCCUGCGCGACGGAGGCGUGCGGCGCGCGCGAGGCCUUCCAAAGGGCGGCGGAGAGCGCGCGCGCCGCGGCCGCCGAGGAGGCGUCCCAGUACCAGCGCCAGGCCGACGACGCGAUCCGCGCGCGGCUCGAGCGCGAGGCGAAGCAGCUCGGCUUCAAGAUGUCCGCAAGUCCACGUCCGCGGGACUAAUAUGUGUGCGGAAUGAUAACUGGGGGGUCCCGG
Pelagomonas calceolata is the source of this 958-nucleotide messenger RNA. NCBI's taxonomy places the organism in Eukaryota, Pelagophyceae, Pelagomonadales, Pelagomonadaceae. The record is from the annotation of a GenBank genome assembly.